UCCCAUUUGUGUGUGUGACAUCAGUAGUGCAAGACAAGAGUGCUGCGCCACAAUGAUCUCAAGACUGGCUGCUUUAAUUCUCCUUUGUACAGUUUAUCUGAUUCAAACUGCAGAGGUUCCUCAACAGGUCCCUUUGACUUUGGCCCAACUUGGUGGAAAUGUUACUUUGUGGUGUUCAGUUUCUGAGAAGGAAGGCAAAGCAUUUUACUGGUUCAAGCAGCCUCUUGGAUAUAUGGUCCAACAAGUCGUUGUUGUUAUUCUCAACAAAAUGACAGUUAGUGAGCAGUUUAAGUCCCGGUUCACAUUAAAAAUAGAUAAAGCUCCGUAUUCUCUUACCAUCAGAAAUAUCAGCAAAGAGGACGAAGCGACAUACUUCUGUUUCAGUGGAGCUACAUAUUCAAGCAGUUUUGUUAGUACGUUCUUGGCUGUUAAAGAUCGUAAGCAGCAGAGAUCUUUCUACGUGAAACAAAGUCCGCUCACUGAGUCGGUCCAGCCGGGCGACUCGGUGACUCUCCAGUGUUCACUUGUCUCCAGGAACAAAGAAGACAGAGUCCAGUGUCCAGGUGAACACAGUGUGCACUGGUUCAGAUCUGGAUCAGGAGAAUCUCAUCCAGGCUUCAUUCACACUCACAGUGAUGCUCAAGAAGAAAGAAGUUGUGACUUCAGUCUGUCCAAAACUAUGCACAACUCCUCUGAUACUGGGACCUACUACUGUGCUGUGGCCACAUGUGGAGAGAUCCUGUUUGGUGAAGGAACCCAAGUGGACACAAGAUCAGAACUGGACCCAGUUGUGCUUGUUCUUGGAGUCCUGUUGGCCUGCUGUCUGAUUGUGAUAGUCAUCUUUAUUUUCUACAGAAAUCAAAGGAAAGUCUGCAAAAAUUGCAAAGGAGCAGAGAGUGCUUCCCAUCAUCCUGGACAUGACGGGUCAACUGUGGACCGGUCAAAUGCUCCGUUUUUGCAGGAUGCUGAAGCAAAGGGAGUUAACUACGCAGCACUGGAUUUCUCCACGAGGAAAGUGAAAGGAGGGAAGAGGAAGAAGAGCGAGUCGCCACAAGAGUAUGAGUACUCUGCUGUGAGAGCGUAUGACCACAACCAGCAGCACCCUUGUCCAUAGAAAGGGCCCGGGCAGAGGCCCCAAAGUCUCCACAGAGUGCUUCUACCUUGGUGUGAUCUUACAGAGCUUUAU
Molecule: messenger RNA, 1186 nt
Organism: Cyclopterus lumpus (lumpfish)
Lineage: Eukaryota; Metazoa; Chordata; Actinopteri; Perciformes; Cyclopteridae
Exons: 6
Coding region: 53-1114 (353 amino acids)
Biological process (GO): response to bacterium
Source: RefSeq, a predicted model, not a curated record